GUUGAGUUGAUUGAUUUUAAGAGCUAUACUGGGAAUCGAUCGAGACUACAUAGUAGAGUUUAAGCAUAAUCUGUGACACUCCUUGCAGGAUCACAGGAAAACAGAAUCUCCUGAGGACAGCGAGGACGAUAGGGGAUUGUGUUGGAAGGAGUUAUCUUCGUACCAGAAGGAGGGACUAUGGCGUGGCCUGUACCUGCCACCUAGUUUUACUAGCAUAUGUACUUCCCAGGCAUCGGAGAUCCUCCAUCUUACAAUCAACACAAUUUGUUACUUCAACAGAUUGGAAGUCCGGUAAUAGAAUGCGGGAUUCAGUGACAUGAUACAAGAUUCAUAAGUCAGACAACAGAGAACAGCGGAAAGGCUCUGGUUACAGCAUAGACAGAGCCCUAUAUAUCAAUCCAUUAUGACCGUCACAGAAAUAUCUAUCUUUUUAUAACUAACAACAUGUGUGCCAUGACUUCUCCUGAACUUCAAACCCCUGCUGCCGUUGCGAGGCCUGCAAGGGCGCGUAUGUGUCAUGCGAGACCAGCUGAGCAUCGCACGGCGUCGCUGACGACGCGGCGGCACCACCUCGCGCAAGCGCUCUCGUCUCCCCAUAACUGUAAGCUUGUGGUAGGGGUGGUGUAUAUUGUAGUAUAUGGUAUAUCUUCUGUUUAUUGAUGUGUCCCAGAUGCGG
This is a messenger RNA of Macroventuria anomochaeta, 676 nucleotides long. RefSeq lists its product as uncharacterized. Lineage: Eukaryota; Fungi; Ascomycota; Dothideomycetes; Pleosporales; Didymellaceae. The record is from RefSeq and is a predicted model, not a curated record. The transcript has a single exon. Bases 445 to 660 code for a protein of 71 amino acids.